Bufo gargarizans (Asiatic toad) is the source of this 632-nucleotide messenger RNA. Its product is annotated as fatty acid-binding protein, adipocyte-like. Gene Ontology annotation, molecular function: fatty acid binding. NCBI's taxonomy places the organism in Eukaryota, Metazoa, Chordata, Amphibia, Anura, Bufonidae. Gene Ontology annotation, cellular component: nucleus; cytosol. The coding region runs from base 83 to 487 and encodes 134 amino acids. The record is from RefSeq and is a predicted model, not a curated record. Gene Ontology annotation, biological process: fatty acid transport. The transcript has 4 exons.
AAGGCUCGUGGGCUCCUCACAGCUGCACAUUUUCUGCAGCAAACACCUUGUCUUCUGCUGGUCUCUGCUGUCCUCAGCCACAAUGUGUGACGCACUGGUGGGUACCUGGAAGCUCACUGUGAACAACAGUGAUGAUUUUUCCAAGUUCUUGGAGGCAGUUGGGGUGAAUUUUAUCACUCGACAAGCUGUAAGUCACUUGAAGCCUGAUGUGAUCAUCUCGAAAAAUGGGGAUGAGUGGUCAAUAAAUACAUUGAGUACCUUUAAGAACACAGAGCUGAAGUUCAAGUUGGAUGAAGAGUUUGAUGAAAUCACUGCAGAUGGCAGAAAGGUUAAGUCAGAAAUUGCAUGGAAAGAUGGAGUAUUAAUACAAAAGCAAACAUGGGAUGGCAAAGAAUGUGCAAUCACAAGAGAAGUGAAAGAUGGCCGCCUGAUCACAACUUGCAUGAUCGGUGAUGUGAAAUGCGUACGGAUCUACGACAAAAAAUAAGCUCUUCAGCGUGUAGAAUUCAUACUGUAAAUGUAAGCUCAGUUCAAUAAGCAGUACACUGGUUCUGAGCCCCUUGGCUGGCAUCAAAGCUUGUGAUAUCUUGUGAUCCUCUGAUAUGUGUAUAAUAAAGCUUUUGUUCUCCAAA